GAGCAAUCUAGAUUCUUUUGAUGAACAUGAUGAUACUGAAUUACGGAAUGCACUUCGAAGAGCUCAUCUAAUUGAUGAUGUAACUACAGGUUCAGGCGCUGAAAAUGAUAACAAAUUAUCACAGAAUGAACAAUCACAAAGUCAAAUAACAUGGACUCUCGACGCUCCCGUUAGUGAAAAUGGUAAUAAUUAUAGUCAAGGUCAACGGCAGUUGAUUGCACUCGCGAGGGCAUUGGUUCGUAGAUCUAAGUUGAUUAUUAUGGAUGAGGCAACAGCUAGUGUAGAUUUUAAGACAGACCGUAUGAUUCAAAAAACAAUACGUGAAGAAUUUAGUGAUGCAACUCUACUAUGUAUUGCACAUCGUUUAAGAACAGUUGUAGAUUACGAUAAAAUUUUAGUGUUAGAUGCUGGAAGGAUUGUGGAGUUUGAUCAUCCAUAUAUUCUCCUGCAAAAUCCAAACUCAAUGUUUCGUGGAAUGUGUUAUCGAAGUGGUGACUUGGCAGAAUUAGUCGAAAUUGCUAAGGCAAAAUAUGACAAUGAUUGUGGAAAUAUUGGUGUUUAG
Ambispora leptoticha is the source of this 562-nucleotide messenger RNA. The record is from the annotation of a GenBank genome assembly. NCBI's taxonomy places the organism in Eukaryota, Fungi, Glomeromycota, Glomeromycetes, Archaeosporales, Ambisporaceae.